Molecule: messenger RNA, 885 nt
Organism: Penicillium mononematosum
Lineage: Eukaryota; Fungi; Ascomycota; Eurotiomycetes; Eurotiales; Aspergillaceae
Product: aminoglycoside phosphotransferase family protein
Exons: 1
Coding region: 1-885 (294 amino acids)
Source: RefSeq, a predicted model, not a curated record
AUGGCCGAGGAUUCACCCAGUGGCUGCGUUGCAUGUGGAUGGACGCCCGAGCAGCAAGACCAAUGCUUUUAUUCGAGCCAUGUCAAACUCUUUUAUGGUGCAAGCAGACGGGGGGUAUGGUCGAUUGGGACUGAUGUGAUUAUGAAAGAACGCCCCGACGAAGGCCCAAAGACCGAAGUGGAUACACUAAAUCACCUUGCAAACUACCCUGAUAUCCCAGCUCCAAAGGUUUUGCGUGACUGGGUCGAUAGUAACCGGCGAUACUUUGUACUUCAAGAACGGAUACAAGGGCAAACGCUUGAGCAGGCUUGGCCUUUAUUGUCAGAAUCCCAGAGAACAGCUAUCGCGGACCAAGUGAUUGAAGUUCGCAACCAGCUACGAUCUAUCAUCUCGAGAUCUAUACAAAGUGUGGAUCAGAGUCCUUGCUAUCCGGGGUUACUUUUCUCUGACCGCGAGCCUCAUGGACCUUUUCACUCUGACCUCGAACUCUGGGACGCGAUAAGCCGCACCCUCCACACAGUCCCUCGACGAGCCUUAGAAAAUCUGAAAAAAAGACUCCCUAGGUGUGAGCCCUAUGUCCUCACGCAUUGCGACCUCAACUUGGGUAAUAUCAUGGUUAAAGAUGGUGGUGCUUUAGCUGGGAUACUUGAUUGGGAAUUUGCUGCCUAUUAUCCUAUAUGGUAUGAAUAUGUUUCAGCCUCUUGGGGAUGGACUGAGGAGGAUGCCGAAUGGAAAAAGCUGCUUCAGGAGCGUUUGGAUAUACAUGGCGAUGGGCAUACCGACGCAAAGAAUUUCUGGAAGGAUUUGCGUCUUUUGAGAAAGUACCCGAAUUUGGAUGAAAAGGGCCGUGAAGUCUUUGAGAAGUUGUGCUUAGAUGAACGGUAG